AUGGAGCAGGGAUUUACCGAAUGGGUGAUUCUUGAGUACUGUCAGAUUAUUCGUGAUAUUGGCAGGGAUAACCUCAUUUUGACGUCACUUCCGAGCGGUACCACAGACCAGGAUAUUCCACGACCUUUAAGAGAGUUAGGCCUCGUAUGGACCACCAAAGAGGUCAACGAGUACGUUGAUGUUUCUAAAUCCAAGUUAUGUCUCCUGGACCCUCGUGCAGAGACUGAUUUACAGCCCUUGGACAAAGAGAGCUUUGAUUAUUUUAUUUUUGGAGGCAUUCUUGGUGACCACCCACCUCGAGACAGAACUUCUGAGCUGAAAAAGAAACUGGAAUGCGAGACAAGACGCCUGGGCAAUUUACAAAUGACUACCGAUACCGCUGUGCGCACCACGAAGAUGAUUCUGGAGGGUACUCCAUUCGAAAAGAUCGAAUUUAUUGAUUAUCCAGAGAUUCGGUUCAGCAAACACGAAGCGACUGAGAUGCCAUUUAGGUAUGUGCUGGAUGAAAACAAGGAGCCAAUUCUGCCGGCCGGAAUGCUGGAUUUGAUCAAGAAAGAUUCUGAAAAAACGUUAGACGAUUUCUUUUGA
Molecule: messenger RNA, 588 nt
Organism: Ogataea haglerorum
Lineage: Eukaryota; Fungi; Ascomycota; Pichiomycetes; Pichiales; Pichiaceae
Exons: 1
Coding region: 1-588 (195 amino acids)
Biological process (GO): peptidyl-arginine methylation
Molecular function (GO): protein-arginine omega-N monomethyltransferase activity
Source: RefSeq, a predicted model, not a curated record